GCUCCAGGCGCGAGCGGCCGCAGCGCCUCGCCAGCGGGACCUGAAGCGCAUCCAUAUUAGCCGUCCGAGCGCAGGAAUCCGGCCCGACCCGCGCCGCCGAGUUUAUUUUUAACCAGCACCGCGGGGCCUCGGAUAGUGCGCUCACCGCCAGCCUGAAACAUCUUCCCAGCGUUGCUCUCCAUCUUCCGCCCUCGCUCCCCCGACAUCCUCCCCCCCCCCAUGUGGGAGGGGAAACUUUUCUCCUACAUACUUUCGAGUCCCUCUCGGGCCGGGAAGCGCAGAGAUGACGGCGCCCGCCCGCCAGCCGUCGCCAGCACCGAAAGGUUACUGCGACUGUGUGCUCCAGAAGCAGUGCCUUUGAGGUGUGACACUACCUACAGUUGGGCCCAGCCAAUGUGGAGUCCUCAGUAAGGAGGGCAGUGUGGUAAGGACAACAGGUCUGACUCAAAAACAUCUAGACUCUGAGACUUCAGUGAAUUCCAUAUCUGUUUUGUCUUUGGUCAGUUUGAGUAGAGGCAUGAGUGACAAGUGAUACUAGAAGAAGUGGGGAAAACGACCAGUCGUUCCUACCACACAAUGGAUGAUAGCUGUAGCCAGGGGGAACUUUGAAGUCUGUCAUUUGGGGCAGAAAAUGGAGUUCUACGGCAGAGGCUCCUUAGAAGUGUAAACCCUUGUCCCAAUGACGUCAAGUUCGCCCGUUGGCUUGGAAGGCUCAGACCUGUCUUCCAUCAGCACCAUGAUGUCAGCAGUAAUGAACGUAGGGAACGUGGCAGAGAAUGGUGGGAGCCCACAAGGGAUCAAGUCCCCUUCAAAGCCUCCAGGACCAAAUCGGAUUGGCAGAAGGAACCAGGAAAUGAAAGAAGAGAAGUCUUCCUACAACUGCCCGCUGUGUGAGAAGAUUUGCGCCACCCAGCACCAGUUAACUAUGCACAUCCGUCAGAACAUGGACAUGGAAGAAGGUCACACAAUACAGAUACUUGCCUAUGUUCCUGACCAUGAGAGUCAGCUUCCAUUGAAACAUAUGAAGAUUCAUGAGAAGGACCCCAGCAGUGCUACCACUGCUGCCCCUCCAUCCCCUCUGAAGCGCAGGCGGCUGUCCUCCAAGAGGAAACUGAGUCACGAUGCCGAGUCAGAAAGAGAAGACCCAGCACCUUCUAAAAAGAUGGUGGACGAUGGACAGCCGGGUGGCUUGGAAAAGGCAGAUGGUGAAGUCUUUCAUUGCCCAGUGUGUUUCAAGGAGUUUGUUUGCAAGUAUGGACUGGAGACCCACAUGGACACCCAUUCAGAUAACCCACUGAGAUGUGACAUUUGUUGUGUCACCUUUCGAACACAUCGAGGACUGCUACGCCACAACGCACUUGUCCACAAACAGCUUCCCCGUGACUCAAUGGGAAGACCUUUCAUCCAGAGCAACCCUUCAAUUCCUGCUGGCUUCCAUGACCUAGGAUUCACAGAUUUCUCCUGUAGGAAGUUUCCUCGCAUUUCUCAGGCCUGGUGUGAAACAAACCUGAGAAGGUGCAUCAGUGAGCAGCACCGCUUCGUCUGUGACACCUGUGACAAAGCAUUCCCCAUGCUGUCCUCGCUUGCCCUGCACAAGCAGACCCAUGUCACUGUGGACCAGGGCCAGGAAAAGCUGCAGGCCAAUGUCCUGGCCAGUGAUGCCCUGGACCAGAAGGUCUUCCUGGCCUUACUGGGCCUGCAGCACACCAAAGAUGUGAGGCCUGCACCCACCGAGGAGCCUCUGCCAGACGACAACCAAGCAAUACAGCUGCAAGCACUUAAGUGCCCACUACCUCAGGACCCCAGCGGCACCAGCGUGCUGAGCCUUUCUCCCUACGAAGCAGCCUCCCGUGGUGGCUCUCUCACAGUGCUCCCGGCCACCAAGGAGGGCAUGAAGCAUCUGUCUCUGCAGCCCUUCCAGAAAGGCUUCAUCAUCCAGCCCGACAGCAGCAUCGUGGUCAAGCCAAUCUCCGGGGAGUCAGCUAUCGAGCUGGCUGACAUCCAGCAGAUCCUGAAAAUGGCAGCAUCCGCCCCACCACAGAUCACUCUCCCCCCGCUCUCCAAGGCCCCUGCCACCCCUCUGCAGGCAAUUUUCAAGCACAUGCCCCCUCUGAAGCCAAAGCCCCUGGUCACGCCCCGCACAGUGGUGACCACCUCCACACCCCCGCCUCUCAUCAGCGCCCAGCAGGCCUCCCCUGGCUGCAUCAGCCCCAGCCUCCCACCACCACCGCUGAAGCUGCUGAAGGGUUCAGUGGAGGCAGCCGCCACCGCCCACCUCCUGCAGUCCAGGUCCGGAGCACAGCCAAACUCAGCCCCGCAGCUAUUCCUGCAUCAGCCGCACUCAGAGCUGGCAGGCCAGCCUGAGAUGAAGACACAACUUGAACAGGACAGCAUCAUCGAAGCCCUGCUGCCACUGAGCAUGGAGGCCAAGAUUAAGCAGGAGAUCACAGAGGGUGACCUCAAGGCCAUCAUGACGGGACCCAGCAGCAAGAAGGCCCCCGCUGUGCGCAAGGUGCUCUAUCCAUGUCGCUUCUGCAACCAGGUGUUUGCCUUCUCGGGGGUCCUGCGUGCACAUGUGCGCUCCCACCUGGGUAUCUCCCCAUACCAGUGCAACAUCUGUGACUACAUCGCAGCGGACAAGGCCGCACUCAUCCGACACCUGCGCACCCAUAGCGGUGAGCGCCCCUACAUCUGCAAGAUCUGUCACUACCCCUUUACUGUCAAGGCCAACUGUGAGCGGCACCUGCGCAAGAAGCACCUCAAAGCCACACGCAAGGACAUUGAGAAGAACAUUGAGUAUGUGAGCAGCAGUGCGGCUGAGCUGGUGGAUGCCUUCUGUGCUCCCGACACGGUGUGCCGGCUGUGUGGCGAGGACCUGAAGCACUACCGUGCCCUGCGCAUCCAUAUGCGCACACACUGUGGCCGCGGCCUGAGCGGCUGCCACAAAACACGCAAACCCUUUGAGUGCAAGGAGUGCAAUGCCACCUUCACUGCCAAACGCAACUGCAUCCACCACAUCCUCAAGCAGCACUUGCAUGUGCCUGAGCAGGACAUCGAGAGCUAUGUGCUAGCCACCAGUGGCCCAGGCAGCGCUGAGGCCAGCGAGACCUCAGGGAGGGUGGAAGAGGGUGGCUGCGUGGCCUUUAGCGACUGUAAGCCCCUCCCCGCCUUUCUGGAGCCCCACAAUGGCUUUCUUCAUGGGGCCUCCACCCAGCCGCCCCCUCCACAUGUUGCUGUCAAGUUGGAGCCAGCCAGCAGCUUUGCUGUGGACUUCAGUGAGCCCCUGGAUUUUUCACAGAAGGGCCUGGCACUGGUGCAGGUGAAGCAGGAAAAUGUGUCCUUCCUGAGCUCUUCCUCCUUGACACCCUAUGACUGCUCCAUGGAGCCUAUCGACCUGUCCAUCCCCAAGAACCGCAGGAAAGGAGACAAGGAUGCAGCUGUUCCAGGGGAAGCCGAGAAGCUGGAGCCAGAGGGGGGCAGCGCUGAGCAGCCAGCCUCCUGUCCAGCACCCUGCUCCACCCUGCCACCAACUGAAAGCCCCACUGCUACUGUGGUGGCGGCCACCACGGCAGCCCCCCUGGACUCCCACACCCAGCCCCACCAGGGCUCCGUGCAGCUGGCUGUGCCUAUCUACUCCUCAGCUCUUGUCAGCAGCCCAGCCCUCUUGGGCAGCCCUGCCCUUCUGGGCAGCCCCGCCCUGCUGCGGCCCCUGCGACCCAAGCCUCCCCUUCUCUUGCCAAAGCCGCCAGUGACUGAAGAGUUGCCCCCCCUGGCCUCUAUCGCCCAGAUCAUCUCCUCUGUGUCCUCGGCUCCCACCUUGCUGAAAACCACCAAAGCAGCCAACCCUGGGCCCUUGGAUACCAGCAGCAGCACAGCCCCCAUAGACAGCUUGGGAGGUGUCAUCCCCAGAGCUGCUGCCACACCCCCUGAUGCCACCAGCCCACAGGAGCCCAGCGACAUCCCCCCAGAGGCCAGCAGCCCAGAGGCAGCCUCCUCCACUGAGCAGGGCCUGGCCAGCUCCUCCAAGAAGAGGGGUCGCAAGAAGGGGGUGAGGAACCGGGCCUGCACCCAUAAUGGUGGGGUGGAUCUGGACUCCAGCGGGGAGUUUGCCAGCAUCGAGAAGAUGCUGGCCACCACAGACACCAACAAGUUCAGCCCUUUUCUGCAGACUGCAGAGGAUGACGCUCAGGAGGAGGUGGCUGGAGGCCCUGCUGACCCCAGCGGACCCAGUGACGAGGAGCAGGGUGGGCCGCCUGAGGACAAGCUGCUGAGAGCAAGGCGGAACUCCUAUGCCAACUGCCUACAGAAGAUCAGCUGUCCCCACUGUCCCCGGGUCUUCCCUUGGGCCAGCUCCCUGCAGAGGCACAUGCUCACACACACUGGUCAGAAACCUUUCCCUUGUCAAAAAUGCGAUGCCUUCUUUUCUACCAAAUCUAACUGUGAACGCCAUCAGUUGCGCAAACACGGAGUUACCACCUGCUCCCUGAGAAGAAACGGGCUUAUCCCCCCCACAGAGAGUGAUGGACCCCAUGAUAGCACAGACAGCCAGUCGGAUCCAGAGAUGCCGGCCACAGCUACUGAGGUGCUGGACCUCACGGCACCGGACCGGGACCGAGAGCAGCCACCGACAGAGGGCGCUGUAGAGCAGGACCCAGCCCCAGAGGAACCGCCUGAGGCCCAGGCUGGGGCUAUCUCCCCUGUGCCUAAGGAGGAGGAAGAGGAGGAGGAGGAGGAGGAGGAGGAGGAGGAGGAGGCGGUAGCACCCGAGGAGAAAAGGGAGCCUGGGGAAGAGUGUGCCGAGGAGAGCACCGGGGACGCUGACGGCCCAGAGGAAGACGCAGCCAGCAACAAGAGCCUGGACCUGGACUUCGCCAGCAAGCUGAUGGACUUCAAGCUAGCCGAGGGCGAGGCGGGCACCGCGGGUGGCCAGGGCGUGGCCGCGCAGGACCAGAAGCACACCUGUGCCACCUGUGGGAAGAGCUUCAAGUUCCCGGGCACGCUGAGCCGCCACCGCAAGGCGCAUGGCCACCAGGAGACUCGGGAGCAGAAGCAGGUGCCUCCGCCGGAGGACGACUGCCCAGCACCCACCCCCGAGUGCGUGGAGAAGCCUGCGGAGUCCAUGGCCGGGGACCAAGUGCGGGGGGCUGGGGAGGCCUCAGAGCAGAAGCAGCAGGAGGAGACAGAGGGCCCCUCUGACGGGGAGGGCGCCAUGGAGCAGAAAUCCGUGGAGAAAAGUGACGAAGACAAGCCAAAGACCGAUAUCCCAAGGGGCGUGGCCAGCAAGGCGGACAAGAGGAAGAAGGUCUGCAGUGUGUGCAACAAGCGCUUCUGGUCCCUGCAGGACCUCACGCGGCACAUGAGGUCCCACACAGGGGAAAGGCCAUACAAAUGCCAGACCUGUGAGCGGACCUUCACCUUGAAGCACAGCCUGGUUCGCCACCAGCGCAUCCACCAGAAAGCCAGGCAUGGGAAGCACCAUGGCAAGGACAGCGACAAGGAUGAGCGGGUUGAGGAGGACAGCGAGGGCGAGUCCACCCACAGUGGCAACAAUGCAGCAUCAGAGAACGAAGCCGAGGCGGCUCCCAGCACUAGCAGCCUUGUGGCUGUCACACGGAGCCGGAAGGAGGGCUUGGCCAAUACCGGGAAGGAUUGUGGCCACUGGGAGGAAAAGGCCGGGCCUGUGGCAGAGCCAGGCCGGAGUGGCCCUAGGGAGCCAGCAUCUCCCAGGGACCCAAGCCCGGAGAGCCCCACGGCGCUCGUGCAGGACCUGCUGGAGCUAUGUGGCAAGCGGCCAGCACAUCCCCUCCUGGCCAGUGACAGCGCCUCACAGCUCCUGGGGAUGGAGUGACCGCUGCUCCCUCCCCUCUGUCAGCACACAUCCAGCAGAGCACCCACUCUAUGCUCCUGAUGAGCCCCUGCGGUCUUCUGGCUGCUAGGGAGCAGAGCGGGGCAGGAGAGACAGCAGUGAGUGGCCGCAGCUGUGCCAUUGCCGAGUGCACGUGAGGCCAGCCCGGCCGGUGCCAGUGCCUUAACUACUUGUGGAUCCUCCGUCACCGUCACAUGACGUGGGCGUGCAUUCUCCCAGGGCAGCUUCUUAGCAGAGCAGAGGUUUAAUGAAUCGUGUGGGGAGGGCCUCUUCACCUGAGCAUUAAUGUUACCUUGUGUGUUGGUGUGUGUGAGCUUGUUCUCAUGAAUCUGUGAUCGAACCGUUUGUUCUGUGAGCUGGAAACAGAAGGAAAAGAACAAGUGGCGUUGGAUCCCAAUAGCCAAUAACUGGAAGAAAACCAUGUGAAUUUCCUGUCGUGACCAGAGCGGAAGUGGACACCAUGCAGGUUUCCCAGACCGACCUUUUCGCUUUGUGCGUUGCGCGGAGGAGCUCUGCGCCAGUCCUUGGCAUCACUGGAGUGGUCGAUGGAGGCUGCGACGCUACUCAGGCCAAAGCCAAGAAGGGUUUGCAGCUGCAGCCUCGUGUGUGUUUCCAGUCUUCCCUGUUCACGAUGCCACUGCCCGUGUUUCCAGACCUGAGUUCCCAGUCUACAGAGAAGCGCUUCCCAGCGCCUUAACUGACGGAAGCCACGCCUGGGCGUUAGCUGGUCAACCCCCUUCCCGCUUGGUGUAUGUUAUUAAUAUUAAUAUUAUUGUUAUUAUUAUUAUUUUUAGUUCUCCAGUUGGCUGGGCUCUGCAGUCAGCAGAAACAUGUGGGCAAUAUUUGUCCUGGGAGACCUGUGCCACCCCCGCUGGUCCCCGAGUGCGUGUGCCUGAAGCUCUCCCGGCACACACACUGCGGUGACAGCUCUUCUACUGUACCCAACGCCCUCCCCCAGGCCGUUGCUCCCCGUUGUCCCGGGACGGCCAAGGCGAGGCGGGAAGGGCGCCUUCUCACAGUGUAGUCGUGCCGGCGCCCCACCAGGCCUCGCCCCAGCCUGUGCUACUGUCCUUUCAAAAGCAAGGAAAACUACUACUGGUGAUAGAACUGCUCGGGCCAGGCUGAAGUGAGAGGUGACAGUCCCUUCCUGUGACGGUGGUGCUUGAAGACAGACACAUUGCUGUUGCCGCCCCAAGCCGCAUGCCUAAAGGCAAGGCUCCUUUCUUUGGUGCGCAUCCUGCAAGAAGAAUAACGGCCCUUGCUGUGGCGGCCACCGCGGUGACACACUGUGGCAGGCCCAGCUAGCGGGGCUCCCUGUGCCCCAGCCAGCCCGCGGGUGCCCCAGCCUUUGAGCCUGCCUGGGAGGAGCCCCUGUCCCGCCCUCGCCCCGCCCUUCCCCCUUGGGGCGGCUAAAUCGUGGCCACCCUGACACAGCAGGAAGGUGACCUUGAGAUGAUAAGGUGUCUUUGCAGAUGAAAAGAGGUUGAGGUGAACGUGAGGCUUAACUGUCUUCGGGGUGUGUGAACCAGUUUGAAAAUGAGGUUUUAUUUACUGUAGGUGAAUGCACAUCAGAACCAGUGACCCCUUGGUGUCUUCUAAGUUCAAACCAGUUCAUGCAUCCCCAAGUUUUUUAUUGUUACUACAGUUGCUGUUGUUGUUAUUUUCGUUAUUAUUAUUUGGGGUUACUUGUGUUUCAUUUUUCUUCGCAAGUCUCCACACUAAACUCGCGAUAUUGUGGGGAGAAGCCAGGAGUGAACUCAACACUGCGGCAAGAUGUAGCAGGGGUCGGCGCCCUGCGCCUGUGCAGCUGGGGCAGCCGCUCACAAGAAUCACUAUUGAUUUAAAGCUUUACUUAGCCUGGAUCUGUACCGUGUAGUCAGUGAGGUCUUGCCACAUCUUAUUAGUGAGAUUGAGAAAUGUAUUCUUUGUUUGUGUCCACCCCUCCCCCAAUAUCAAACUGUGAAAUUUGUGAUUUGUUUAAACGCUGGGUGAAUCAUAGCUUAGUCUGCAUGUCCAGCUAAUUUGUUUCUAUACAUUUUGUUUGAUUCUCUUUCUCCUUUUCUCAGGGCUUUUACAAAUAUAUAUAUAUAAAUAUAUAUAUAUAUGGAUCUUCUAAAAAGUUUUUUGAGGUGCAAGUUGUUUUCUCUUUUGUUUUUUCUCUUUGAUCAAUGGACACAGUGCUGAGACUCAAUCACUACAUGAAAUGCCUGGCUGUGAGGACAGAACAAACGCCCAGGGCGCUGCUUGCACUCAGCUCCCGGAAGCUCCGA
This is a messenger RNA of Octodon degus (degu), 8136 nucleotides long. It is a transcript of the gene Rreb1, whose product is annotated as ras responsive element binding protein 1. Gene Ontology annotation, biological process: regulation of transcription by RNA polymerase II. The record is from RefSeq and is a predicted model, not a curated record. The coding region runs from base 680 to 5848 and encodes 1722 amino acids. Gene Ontology annotation, molecular function: DNA-binding transcription activator activity, RNA polymerase II-specific; RNA polymerase II cis-regulatory region sequence-specific DNA binding. Gene Ontology annotation, cellular component: nucleus. The transcript is spliced from 14 exons. NCBI's taxonomy places the organism in Eukaryota, Metazoa, Chordata, Mammalia, Rodentia, Octodontidae.